Molecule: messenger RNA, 2311 nt
Organism: Stereum hirsutum FP-91666 SS1
Lineage: Eukaryota; Fungi; Basidiomycota; Agaricomycetes; Russulales; Stereaceae
Exons: 10
Coding region: 449-2311 (620 amino acids)
Biological process (GO): transmembrane transport
Cellular component (GO): membrane
Molecular function (GO): myo-inositol:proton symporter activity
Source: RefSeq, a predicted model, not a curated record
GUUGUGUUGCCGUCUCUGAUGGCGGGGUCCUCACUGCCUUUUCUCCUGCUCAGAGUCCUCUUCCUUUCGUUUGCUUGCACGAUUCGAGGAAGUGAAGGUAUCGGUAGAUGGAGUGGAGACUUGUCCAAUUCAAAGACACUCUGGACAGACACCCCUGAUGACGGCUGCAUCUCUGGGCCCCACAACGUCAGCGGCGGACGCUUAUCCUGUCCUGGAAUGAACGAAAUCUUUUUUAUUUGUUGGGUUGCGACCUUGUCUUGCGGGGAGAGGUCACGUUGCACACGCCAAGAUCGUGGGGCGAACGGACGCUUCUCGAUCACUUUAACGCCAGGCACGGAUACAGAAGCCUGAUUUGCUUUUAUAUGCGGGGACCCCACGGGGGUACAACUCGUCGGUCCCCUCUCCCCCGCACCCCAUACUCCUCUUCCUCCGUUCCGAGCCCGCAACCAUGACCGACAAGCAGUCCUACGAUUCCGAGACUGGUAUGGCCGAAGAGGUCAACCUCAACAACAAUAUCUCGGCCAAGAUUCGCAACCCGCUCGCCGGCAUGACGCGCGAUGCCCUCAUGUCUCAGGUCGAUGAUUUCGCCUCUGAACAUGACAUGCACGACAUCACUCCCAUCCUCCGCAAGGGCGCUCUCGUCGCCCAGGACCCCACGGCCUUCGAGACAUUAACAGAACUCGAAGAGGACGAGAAGGUCGCUCUCAGGGAGGAGAUCACCCACAAGUGGAAGCAGCCCAAGGCGCUCUACAUGACGAUCAUUUUGGCCAGUGUAGCCGCCGCUGUCCAGGGAUGGGACCAGACAGGGUCGAACGGAGCUAACCUCUCGUUCCCUAAAGAGUUCGGUAUCGAUAAGAGCACCGGGGUUGACCCAUGGCUCGUUGGCGUCGUCAACUCUGCGCCAUACAUUGCGUCUGCUGGGCUUGGUUGCUGGCUCGCUGACCCGCUCAACUACUGGCUCGGCCGCCGUGGAUGCAUCUUCAUCUCCGCCAUCUUCUGUUUCGUCUCUGUCAUCGGUUCCGGCUUCACACAAACUUGGCAACAACUCUUCGUUUGUCGUCUACUUCUCGGAAUCGGUAUGGGCGCAAAGGCCUCCACAGUUGCACCGUACGCGGCCGAAAACACGCCAGCGAGUAUUCGAGGUGGCCUGGUCAUGAGUUGGCAGUUGUGGACUGCUUUUGGCAUUUUCCUCGGCUUUUCGGCGAACUUGGCGGUGCUUGAUACGGGCAAAAUCGCAUGGCGACUCCAGCUCGGCUCUGCGUUCAUCCCUGCCGUUCCUCUCCUCGCCAUCUACGUCUGCCCAGAAUCGCCUCGUUGGUACCUGAAGAAGCACCGUCACCGAGACGCCUACAACUCACUCCUCCGCCUGCGUAACCACCCGAUCCAAGCUGCACGAGACCUGUACUACAUUUCUGCGCAGCUCAAGGAGGAGGCCGCUAUCAUCGGCGAGAGCACUUACCUCAAGCGAAUCAUCGAGCUGUUCACCGUACCGAGGAUCAGGAGGGCUACACUUGCUAGCUUCACAGUCAUGAUUGCGCAGCAGAUGUGUGGUAUCAACAUCAUCGCGUUCUACUCGUCGACUAUCUUCGCCGACGCAGGCUUCUCCCCCAAAUCUGCCCUCUUGGCCUCCUGGGGCUUCGGACUGAUCAACUUCGUCUUCGCUUUCCCCGCCAUUCGAACGAUCGACUCCUUCGGCCGUCGCUCCCUCCUCCUCUUCACUUUCCCCCAAAUGGCCUGGACACUCCUCACCGCCGGCCUCUGCACCCUCAUCCCUCCCGGCCGCGCCCAUCUCGCCCUCGUCGCCAUGUUCGUCUACAUCUUCGCCGCGUUCUACUCACCCGGCGAGGGCCCCGUACCGUUCACUUACUCCGCCGAGGUGUUCCCGCUGAGCCAUCGUGAGGUGGGUAUGGCGUGGGCUGUGGCGACUUGUCUUGGCUGGGCCGCUGUGCUGUCGAUUUCGCUACCGGCGAUGUUGGCGAAGAUGGGGACGUUGGGCGUGUUCUGCUUCUAUGCGGGGUUGAACGUUACGGCGCUUGUGAUGAUCUUUUUCUGGGUGCCGGAGACGAAGCAGAGGACGCUGGAGGAGUUGGAUUAUGUCUUCGCUGUCCCAACACGGACGCACAUGCACUACCAGCUCACGAAAUCCCUACCCUACUUCAUCUCGCGCUACGUCUUCCGGAACAAAUCUGCCGUCCUCGAGCCGCUGUACCACUUCGACACGCCGAAGCACCACCAACACCAUGGGGGUGUGUCGACGCCACCGGUGGAUGAGAAGGCGGAUAUUCGGGAGGAGGUGGAGAAGGUUGAGUGA